Molecule: messenger RNA, 3339 nt
Organism: Pseudoliparis swirei
Lineage: Eukaryota; Metazoa; Chordata; Actinopteri; Perciformes; Liparidae
Gene: nt5c1aa
Product: 5'-nucleotidase, cytosolic IAa
Exons: 7
Coding region: 72-1208 (378 amino acids)
Biological process (GO): nucleotide metabolic process; adenosine metabolic process
Cellular component (GO): cytosol; cytoplasm
Molecular function (GO): magnesium ion binding; nucleotide binding; 5'-nucleotidase activity
Source: RefSeq, a predicted model, not a curated record
AUAGGAGCGUCUUCAUCAAAAGGUCAAGGAGUGAGGAGAGGUUGGGGGAGGGGGGGGGGGCCUGACCCUCUAUGGCCAAGAUGAGUCUGGACCCCGUGCAGGUGAUGAGCGGCCAGGUGAAGGAGCUCAGAGUUUCCCCCUCGGCCAACGGGGCCGGCGGAGGGUCUCGGGAGGAGGAAGAGGAGGCGGAGCCCAGAGCGGUGGCGGGGAGACGAGUCCGGAAGGUGGAGGGAGGCGUGUUUUUUCCGAAGCCGGAGAACGCGGUGACCGUGGCGGUUUCCUCCCGCGUCUUGUUUCGGACGGAGCGGGAGCAGAAGGUGUUUGAGGAGCGAGGGGUGGAGGAGUACCUGAGAUACCAAAUCGAACACGAGAACGAGCCCUUCGCCCCCGGACCGGCCUUCCCCUUCGUCAAGGCUCUGGAGGCGGUGAACGCUCGUCUGCGGGAGCUGUACCCGCAGAGCGACGAGCUGUUCGACAUCGUGUUGGUGACGUACAACCACGCCCACGUGGGGGUCCGGCUCAUCAACACCAUCAACCACCACAACUUGUUUAUCGAGAGGUUCUGUAUGACGGGGGGAAGCAGUCCCAUUGGCUACCUGAAGGCCUGGCAGACCAACCUCUACCUGUCUGCCGACGCCGACAAGGUCCGGGAGGCGCUGGCAGAAGGCAUCGCGGCGGCCACCAUGUUCGUGGCGGAGAAGGUGACGGAGGUGUCAGAGUCCCAGCUGAGGGUGGCGUUCGACGGCGACGCCGUCCUCUUCUCCGACGAAUCGGAGCGCAUCUUCAAGGCCCACGGGCUGGACAAGUUCUUCGAACACGAGAGGGACAACGAGGACACGCUGCUGGACCACGGUCCCCUGAAGGGCUUCCUGGAGGCCCUGGGGAAGCUCCAGAAGAAGUUUUACGCCAAAGGCCAGCGCCUGAACUGUCCCAUCCGGACGUACCUGGUCACGGCUCGCAGCGCGGCCAGCUCUGGGAUCCGUGCGCUGAAGACGCUCAGGGCCUGGGGCCUGGAGAUCGACGAGGCCUUGUUCCUGGCGGGGGCGCCCAAGGGCCCCAUGCUGGAGAAGAUCAGGCCUCACAUCUACUUUGACGAUCAGAUGUUUCACGUGGAGGGCGCGGCCGAGAUGGGCACCGUCGCUGCCCACGUGCCCUACGGCAUCGCGCAGAAACAUGACCAGAAACACAACGCCGGCGCGAGGAAGUAGACGCCGGAAUCCUCCGGCCCAGAAACAGAAGCAGAGAAGGAGAGAAGGGGACGGGGUAAACAUCACGAGAGCGAAGCGAAGCUGUUUCUGCGAGCAUGAAAAAAAGAUGAACUUGUUCUGAAUUGUAUUUGGGAAUGCAUCAUUUCCAUGAUGAAGCACUUGCAUUGUAAGUUUGUUCAAUCACAAUGUAAACGGCGUCAUCCCAAUGCCAUCAUGUUCGGGGUUGUAUAAAGGUAGAGGUCAAGUAGAGGUCACUAAAGCUUAAUACGUGUCCAAUCUUGAUUUUAUGUGGUGAAUUCAAAGGUGCUUGAUGGCCACGGGGAAAAUAACACAAAUGAAUAAGCCCAAAGCACAAUGCACAGAUAUAUUAGUCACAACGUAUCCCCAAACUACGGUUCGUACGAUAUACUACAAAAAAGCGAGCCGGCGACGCGUGAGGAUUUCCGCGCCUUGCUUCCGUACGGUGACUCGGUUAGAUUGAGGACGAGAUCGCAGUUUACCUUACGAUAACCGAGGAAGUGUCGUUACGGAAGGCAAGUUACGUGAAAAAAACGUCAACAAUGACGGCCAGGGUGGGAUUUAGUGGAUUUUAAAUUACAUGUUAUUUAGCUGACGCUUUUAUCCAAAGUGACUUCCGAUCAUAUUACGAUCAUAUACCGUAGACGCAGCUACAGGGAGCAAUUCAGGGUUAAGUGUCUUGCUCAAGGACACAUCGACUAGGGUGGGGAUUGAACCUCCAACCCCCUGAUUGAAAGACAGACCUGCUACCCACAGUCACCACUUUAAAAUGUCCGAAUUCAAAACAUACACAAACAUUUCAUGGGAUAUCUACGAAUCACACAUGGUUGUUUUUUGUUGUCGUCGUAGGUAAAGCUACGAAUGCUGGACGACACCAGCUAGUGACGUCCCGUAGCUCAAGAGACGUAGAAUAACCUGUCUCAGAUUUUAAUAAGAAUGUUAAAUUUGUUUGUUUUUGCAAUUCUACAGAAUGGGUUUUUUUCGAACUGGAGAUGGCGACGUUAUGUACUAUUGCAUUUAUCCAAAGCGAAUAAUAGAAAGCCAAACGUUUCAGUUGGUGCCUUAGCUUCAAUGAAGACACAGUUUCUUUAGUCCCUCUGUAUUGGUCCAGAAUGAGAUAUCUCCUUCACUGUUGGGUGGCUUGCCAUGAAGUUCAGUCCAGACAUGUACAGUCUGCCGAGAAUGAAACCCGGUGAACAUGGUGUGGAUCACCUGACCUUUCAUGUCGCUUCACGGGUCACAAACUGUACUUAAAAGCAAGUUCGACACCUCAUUUCAAAGGAAGGACACCUCCCAAAUAAAAGACUGAUGUCCAUCUCCCUUAGAGUAAGAAGCCGUUCUGAGUAUCGCACUUUUGACACCAACAUGGCUUUAGCCAAAGAAAAGCUACUGUUUGCACCAAAUGUUGAAUUCACACAACACGUUGGCUGUUCCAGUGUAUAGAAGGAGUACCCAUCGUCACGGGCCUUGUGUAUAUCGGUUUAUAUCUGAUAUUCCAUCCUCUUCCGUGCAGGCCGUCAUGGGUCCUCACCAACGAGUUGCUCCACCCACAUCCGUCUUGACUUUGAGUCCCGCCCUGCUCCGGUGGCAUUGACGGAUGUUACAGUUUAAAGCAAUUCAACGACAUCGACGAUCAAUAGUCAAAAGGGCAAAGACGUACCUCGGCGGCGUGACGUCCUUCAUUGGCAACAUCUUUAAAAUGUCACUCCGUCACUCCGGUGGCAGAGACCUUGGGAAUCUUGCACCGUUGGUACAUUUCCCGUAAUCACUCUUCUGAGGACCUUGAAGCUCGUAAGUGACGAGCAAUCCGCCCGACGACACGUCAUUUACACGGAGCUACGUUUGAACGUUACGACACAUUUAUACAUUUACGAGAAAAUAAAAUGUACAUGAGCACGAAUGAAGAUGUCAAUUAAACCUUUUGCUUUUCAAGAGGAACACAUACUCUGUUUCUGCAUUGAGUCACUGGGGUGCACUACUUCACGCGACCACUGGGUGGCAGCACUGGAAUGAUGAAUGAGCUGCUGCAGCGACUGGUCUCCACUCCCAUGUAGGAUGAACACAAUCUUCACUCGCUGUUAGAUUAUCACACGCAUUAAAGUUUCUAAAAUUA